AUGUCCUUAAGAAAGAGUCUUUAUAAACAGAGCCUGAAGAAUACUGCGUUUCCGGCGAAUACUGGCGAUUCGAGUAUCGAGGACAGAUAUUGGAUUAGAGAUUGGUACCAUCCUCAAAAAGUCAGUAAGGAGACCAAUAUUUCUCACCAAAACAUUAUGUCUGCACAAAGCCCUUCUGGCGUACUCACGCCUCACGAAUCGACUCCCCAACCUCAACAAUAUCAUCAGUCGUCCCAAUCACAAACUCCACAACCUUUGAAAGCCUAUGGAUUCAAGAUAAAAGCUUGGAUUGCGGUUGAACGAGACCCCUAUAAAGAUUGCAUUGAUGAGGAUGCCGACACCGUUUUGUCAUUGACAGAUCAUCCUUAUCUGUCUAGUAUCCUGGCAUCCAAAGAUUUUUCUUCUAGUGGAACAGGUGGUCUGACUGAUGCAGAUAUCAAGUCUGCCGUAAGCGGAACAGGAGAUGGUAACAGGCUUUUUUCGAGCAGUGCGCAGCAUGAGUUGCAAGGGUCUAAAAAUCUAGCUGAUGACUCCCUGUCAAACCAAGAAGACGCUUCUGAAAUGAAAACGGAUUAG
Ogataea parapolymorpha DL-1 is the source of this 576-nucleotide messenger RNA. RefSeq lists its product as uncharacterized. Lineage: Eukaryota; Fungi; Ascomycota; Pichiomycetes; Pichiales; Pichiaceae. The record is from RefSeq and is a predicted model, not a curated record. The coding region runs from base 1 to 576 and encodes 191 amino acids. The transcript has a single exon. Gene Ontology annotation, biological process: chromatin remodeling. Gene Ontology annotation, cellular component: nucleus; RSC-type complex; SWI/SNF complex.